Molecule: messenger RNA, 636 nt
Organism: Adineta ricciae
Lineage: Eukaryota; Metazoa; Rotifera; Eurotatoria; Adinetida; Adinetidae
Source: the annotation of a GenBank genome assembly
AUGGGUGUCGGUGCUACUUCACUUAUUUUCUUUUUAUUGCUCUCUGGUCUUCUUCCGUCUACUUCUUCUGCUGGUCUUCGUUCUUGGUUUUGUGGUACUUGCACUGUUUGUCAAGUCUGUCCUCCGUGUUCACCACAGGUUAAUGUGGCUCCUCAUUGUGAAUGUCAUGAGAAUUUGAACAAUUGUAACUGCCAGUGUCUUACUCAACAAAACCUUCAUGCUUAUUAUCUUCAAUGGUAUUCUCAUCUUGGUACCAGUUACAAUAAUACUUAUAUUGCUCAGCUGAAUCAUCAUGUUGUUAAACGUCGUCUCUUAUUCUCACUUGUCGGUCUUCUCAGUCUUAAUCUCCUUCUGAUGUUUUUGCUUGGUGCUUUGAUCUUUUUUGCGCCUGAACUGUUACGUCGAUGGGCUCGAUGGCAAUCGGUUUCUCGUACACAACGUCAGUCACGUCUUCGUAAGCAAUUAACUCGUCUGGAACGAUCGCCUACUCCAGUCAACUCUUCGCCCAAUGAACAAAUUUUUUCUCUCUCUCAGCAUUUGGAUACUAAUACUCAGCUGAUGCGUACUCUCACAACCGCUCUGCAAUCUGCUCUUCCACCACUGGCUUCCAGCCAGUCUGGUCCCAUCGUUCGUUGA